Pseudomyrmex gracilis is the source of this 5264-nucleotide messenger RNA. RefSeq lists its product as uncharacterized. The transcript has 11 exons. The record is from RefSeq and is a predicted model, not a curated record. Gene Ontology annotation, molecular function: protein kinase inhibitor activity. The coding region runs from base 393 to 2399 and encodes 668 amino acids. Gene Ontology annotation, cellular component: cytoplasm. Lineage: Eukaryota; Metazoa; Arthropoda; Insecta; Hymenoptera; Formicidae. Gene Ontology annotation, biological process: negative regulation of protein tyrosine kinase activity; intracellular signal transduction.
UAAACAUUGCAUAAAGACUGCAAAUAUCUAAAUAUAACCAAAUAUACUUCAAAUCUUCAACUCGUUGCGCAUUGUAAUUAAACGCGGUCUAAUGGCGCAAUAUUUGCGAUGUAAAUACGAUAUUCGAUCUUGCGACGAAAUCGACAUUUAAUUCUGUAAUCGCGUGACCUUAGAUAACACUUCCAAGCUUCAAGGAUUCUUGCGAAAAGAAAAACAGCGAACCAACCUCAACACGCUCCGCGGCCCCUCGCAUCAUGGCGACGGCCCUGUGCGCUCACUCUGGCGUGAUUACUUACGCUCUGACAUCCAACAUGGCCACCUGAUAUGUAGCAGACGAUACACACAGGUGUCAUGAAGAGCUGUAAAUAAAAAUCCACCCUUUAGAUUUAAUUAUGAGUGAACGUGUGCAGAAAGAAAGUGCCGAUGAUUCCGAUCGUGUCGACGAUGCAGUGGAUCCAAGGGUGCAGAUUGAACUUGAAAGAUUGAACACAGCAACGGAUGAUAUUAACAAAUUAGAAGUUGACUUAGAUGAAGCAAGAGCUACUUUUAGAGAAUUACUGUGCGAAUCAACAAUCAAGAUUGAUGCUUUGGCUAAAAAACUUGGAACUUGUAUUGAAAAGUCCAGACCAUAUUAUGAUGCUAGAUUUAAAGCUAAAGAGGCGUUACAAGAAACGCAGAAAGCUGCAAUUAGAUUUGAGAGAGCUAAUAGUCAACAUGCAGCAGCUAAAGAAAUGGUCUACUUAGCAGAGGAAGGACUGCGGACCGAAGGCAGAUGCUUUGAUCACGCCUGGCAGGAAAUGUUAAAUCAUGCUACGUCGCGAGUUAACGAAUCGGAGCACGAAAGAGCUCUCUCAGAAGCGGAGCACAGACAUACAACUGCGAUAUAUCACAAAGCGGAACACGAGGUUCAAAGAUUACAGCGUGAAUUGAAGCGUACUAUUGCCAAAUCUAGUAUGGGUGCACGCCGCAGCUUGCUUCUGAUAAACAGUAUCGCCUACAGGCACAACUUGCUCAUGUUGCCUUACUAUGAAAUGAAAGCACACUUUAAUCAAAUGUUAGAAGAACAGAAGAUGAAGGUUAGUACGUUGGAAAGAUCGGUCAGCGAAGCAAAGACUUCGUAUGCGGAAGCGUUACGAAAUCUGGAGAAGAUCAGUGACGAGAUUCACAGGACCAGAAAGUACGAUGGUACGGAUAAUUACGACAAGCGCACGCGAGAUGCGCCCGAUUGCUCCACCGCAGAGACUAACACGGCGACUCCGACGGAUUCAAGCGUGACUGGGUCCCCGGACAGCACGGAUUACACUAGUGACGAAUAUCUACGCCUUCCUGAGAAACUGAGUCCGAGCGUCCCAUGUCCUAUGCCUACAAGAAUUGAUAGAGAUUCAUCGUCGGAAUAUUUGGGCCUAAACAACCUGAACCUAUCCACCGAACCUCGUAAAUACAUAAAACGAGAUCGUCCACGGAGCAUUGCGGCGAUCGACUCGAAACAUAUCGUAUCUCUAAAUCACACGAGCUCCUCUGCGCCGGGUCUAGCGGAUCUGUCAGGGAUCAUCUCUCCGAUCGAGAAGAAGGUGAAAAUUCAGACGCCUGUGAGCGAGAACAAGAAUAACAACGCUACGACGACUCAAAACGGAGAAGAAUGGACAGAAAUUAGUUUGAAUAAUUCGCCAGACGAAAUUUAUUAUAACAAUGACGUGUAUUCUGACGAAGAUGAUCAGAUUCCUUACAAGCCGCUACCGACGGACUUGAGUCCGGAGGCCGCUCAAACGAUCGGCGCGACUAUCGAGCUGUCGCGGAAGAGAUUAGUGGCCCAAAAGUCUUUACCCGCAAUGUCAAAAGUAAACGAAGUUAGUUUAAGUGAGGAGAAGAAGGCUGAGGUUACAAGAAGCCCGUCAGUAAAAAGUAGAGGCAAGCUCGACGGUAGCUUAGCUAACUGGAUAACAAGAAGUUCAGUCGCCGGCGAGACCAGUGUUGGCAGUUCUACGAAUUCAAGCAGAAGACAAUCUCUCGACAUGUUGUGGAGCGGCGGUACGGGAGAACGCGUCAAGGAAUUACUUAAUCACGGUAUGAUGAUGCUAAACAUAUCUAGCCUGACGGAACGACGUUCCAGCGAACCAAAGACAGCGGAGAGAGACAAGGACAAGUCUGAAAAGUCUGAGAAAUUGGAGGUCAAAGGCAAAAAAGUUCCUAGCCCGUUGGAGAAAACAAUGACCUAUCUUAACGCCGACGAGGAGACGUCAGACAGCGAAAGUUUAGCCAGCGUGGAGAUGUUGACGGAAGAUCAGAUUACUUCGCUCAUGAUGGAGCCAGACAUGAACCAAGUAUGCCAAGAGAUUCUGGGAACUCCUUUGGUCGAGGUGUGUCCGCUGCUACAGCAAUUGCAGCAGCAGCAACAAUAGCAGCCUUAUCGCAAAGGAACUUGCGCGACCGUGUGGCGAAGAUUCAACAAUAGAAAGUGUGUUCAAGAUUCUUACAAAAUGGUAAUAUAAUUAAGGCACUUUUAACAUUUCGGUUAGUACAAGGCGCAUUAUACAUUGCGUUUAUAUCUGUGGUUGUAUAAUUUUAUAAAUUUUUUUUAUCAAAUAUGUGAUAUAGGACAAAGCUGCAGAGAGAUAGUAUUUUUUGGGACAAUUGUUAAUAGAUCGGUUUUAAAAAUUGGUUGUACAAGUAUUUAUCAUGGGUUUUUUUUAUAUAUACAUACUUGACAGAUUAAUAUAAUUAAUAUUUAUAUAUUUGGACGAUAGUAAUAUAUUAAUUGGUUGUGUGGCUUUAUAGUCAAUUUCGAACUUACACUAAAAGUGUCUUGUUAGCUCUUUGGAUAUUAAGAAGCCUAACAACGUCUUUUGUGAAUUUACCUACGCUUACCAGGGAUCGUUGCUUGGAGAACAUUUCGAACUUAUUCUAUAACAAUCUUUCUAAUAUUUAGCUCUGUAAAGUUAUCAUUCGGCUGAACAAGCAAUAUGUAGUAUAAUUCUUCUCUUAGAAGAUUUUGUAGGUCAGUCUAGAUGCUCACACAAAUUUAUUCCGAGUCGCAUCAAGUAUUUUUUGCUUGUCUUUACACGUUUAUCACAUUGAAGCUUCUCAGAACGUCUUAACGGAUAAAACUAUCACUUUGUCACACAGAGAAAGAUAUCAAAUUUUUGCUAAAUUAUAUGUGAUAAACCGGCCGAUAUUAAAUUGCGUUCAGCGUGAGAUAUUUGAAUGUAACUGGUUACGAUAAAACACUUCCUCUCUCUCUAUCUCUCUCUCCCCCUCUCUCUCGCGCGCGAGCGCCACAAUUGUGAUUGUUCGGUCUUAAGAUCACGCAAAGCGUGAAGCGUACAACAGAAAAUCCUAUAGAAAGUUACAAGAUGCCAAUUACGACUUCAACAGAGUCGGAUGAUCUAAAACGCGAAUUGUAUGAACUGUACAUAUAAGCGUAGCGUUAUACAAUUCUAAACGUACACAUAAAUCUGUGUGUGCAAAACGUACUGUUAACGACUGAAUGUGACGUUGACGUCAAAACUGCUUUGCAAAUUGUUUUGAAUUUCCUUAUUUUGUCAAACAAAAAAAAAAAAACAAAAAAACAAAAAAAACACGAAGGCAGACUUUACAAACAUACCGAUUGAUGACAGAAUGUUUUGAAUACAGACCGAGAGUUUCGCAUCUUCGAUGGUAAUCAUGUUAUCUCAUUGUACGAAGCUUUACAAUAUUAUAUAGUGAGAAAAUAGUGUUUUACCCGCCAAGUUUAGCAAAAAUAUUUUUCAAUACUUUUUUGCUCCGACGCGGAUUAGAGACGGUGUGUGAUUAACUAAGUACCUCAUGGAUGUCGAUCGUGUGUGCGAUAAAAGAAGUGAGGAGUGUAGAGAAAUUUAUCAUAAGCAGGAUAAUCUGAACAGUCCAAUGAUCAAUCGUGAUAAUAGUAGGGAAGUCAGAGGCGAGAAUAUGUACUCAAACGACUUCAAGCACUCGGGACAAAGUAAACACAGUUAAGUACUAGCUCUAUCACUUUUAUUGCAAUGUAUUGUGAUAUAGCUCUUAGUUCUUAGAUUUUAGACUAUUCAGUUGGAUUGUCCAAUUGUUGAAUAAAACCAGAUAGUAAUGCGAAAGAUGUAUGCAAUACGCUAUUUAUAAAAAGUAAUAUAUAUAUAAUAUAAUAUAUGUAUAAAAAUUAUAAUUUCUAUUUAUCACAAAAUUAUAUAAGUAAUGUAUGUCAAGAAAUCUUAUUUAUUUUCAACAUAAUUUUCUGUAUGUCUCGAUGAUCAAUUUAUGUUUUUUUACACAUCGUUUAUCAAUUAUUAGAAGAAUGGUGGCAGUUUCUUAAUACAGAUUAUUUUUUAACGAUUCAAAAUAUUAUAUCAAAAUAUCGAAAAAAAAUUGUCUAUGUUACGUUAAGUGUGGAAUAAAGAUUGAUCAGAAAUGCGACAUAAAUAUUAGCUUUAGAAUCAUGUGAAACGACUAUGUGUAUACAGAAUUCAUUAUUUUUUUGUCAUCCUUCUGUAAUACAAUCUACCAUAAGAUGUUUUUUUUCGUACUCUGUAUUCGACGAAAAAUGUGAGACACGAGCACGGAUCUGAAGUAUUUAAAAAAAAAAAAACGCGACAAGGCAUGUAAUUUGUUGGUUUUAAUUAUAUUACUGCUCAAGAACACUGUAAAACAAAAAAAAAGAAAGAAACUAAAACACGACGAUAUUCUGUCGAAACGAUCGGACUUUGUAAAUUUUUAAUGAAUUAUUUUUCAUGAACCACAUUCGGUCGCAUUCUUAUAUUAGAUUUGUUCUUUUCCUCUAAAGCUUAGAAAUGUUGGAAAAACAAGGGUAAACCUUCUCGAGCCAAUUCUAGCUGCGCUAGCGUAAUGCAGAGAAAAAGAACAGAUUCUCAAGUACCAUCUCUCUGUGCGCGAAUCUCACUUUCUGCUGCAGCAAAACUUCCAUUUGCAAUUAAUGACAAAACCGUGCGUACUAUUGGAGCGUGAAAAAUUAUUCGAAAUUUUACACAUAAUCAUAGCGUUUAUCACGUUACUCCCGUGGUGUGCGUUUAAGAAAUAUUUUUUCGUCUUGUGUGUAUGUCGGGUAUAGUAACGAUGAUUAUAGAUAGAGCGAGAGCAUAACAAUAUACAUAUAUAGCGAUAACAAAAUUAUUGUACAUACUUAAUAUUGUGUAAAUGUGAAUGUAUCUAUGUAUAUAUCAUUAUAUAUCCUCACAUACGCAUUAAACUAUAAAACAUUACAAAAGUGUACGUUUCAUGUAACGGCAAAAUACGAACACAUGCAAAAUUGAAAUUUU